UGAGGUAGCAGCCGGCCUUCCCGUUCGAGCAGGCAACGUAGGAGUCCUCUCCGUAGUAUUUCAUACUGCGAUGACGCAGCGUCACACCGUUCACCUCGCAGUCCUUGCUAGUGGUCGUGGUCGCUUCGUUCGCGACUUCCUCCGUAGAGUCCCUAAAGACCUUAAUGUGCACCGACGUCUCCUGUUCCGCGGCCACCAAGGCCAACGUCGCCAGUGUCACCAACACAGCGCACCGGAUCCAUCCCGCCAUGUUUCUAAAGAGGUUCUGUUUGACGUCAAGCGAGGAGACGAACAAAGUGCCAAUGGAGCGCCAGACAACCGGACUAGUGCUAACUGGUGGCUUGUCAACCGUCUGAGUUUUCGGUCGAGAUACUCGUCACCUAUCUGGAGGUAAGGUAAGAGCUUGAUUGGGUGUACAGCGAAUGCUGUUCACUGUCUGUCGUCACGCUUCUGCCGGUGCUGGACAGCAGCUCUCAAAGUGGCCGUCAAGAUGUUGCGGAGUCUUGGUGUCGACUUGAGUUGUUGAUCGCUGCGACGCCUCUCCUCUUCGCGAAAAUUCGAGCUUAUCCACACAAAACAACAAGUGAGUCACGGAUAAAAUGACCAAAGAAAACCUUGAACGCCGCCAAAUGUGUGGGUAGAGGAGAGCACCUGGCAGUGGCGACUCGGAUGGGAGACUUCCAUAAUGACCCCGACCAGCGAAUCUAGGUAUAGUGAACGCAAGUGAUGGAGAGUCAGAUCAGGCUGCUCCGGCUUUACAGAUGCUGGAGCAGAAGACGUUUGACAAUCUGGGGACGGAACAUGUCGCCGUCUGGGUCUGGGCUGCCCAGCGCUGAUGGGCUGGAGCCUUUACCCGAGUGCUUUGUAUAAUAUCCACCACAGUCUCUCGUACCGAGGCUCACCUCUGCACGAACUCCUAAAUCUCAAGGCAGGACAUCGGCUGCAUUUACGAACUCAAUCGUACGAUUCUCAUCUUUUUGCAUUGCGCUGCAAGACUAUCCUGGUGGAGGACAGAGUGCAGAAAGCUACACACGAUGAACUCCCGGCCCAUGAAUGUGCUGGUCGUGGCGGUGACACUGCUGGUCGCUUGCUGCGCGCUGGUGUUCGGUACGUACACGUAUCCGCAGUGCGCGACAGACGGCAAAGGCUGCUGCGAGUUCGGCACGGGCUUAAUGAGGAACCGCGGCUACGUGAUGAUCGAGCUUGAGGGCGACGACAUGGUCGUAACCUGCCACAAAGGUGUGCUGCGCUGCUCGUACGAGAACCCCAACAAGAAGGCCCACUACGACGCCGCAGAGAACGUCACGUGUCCUGAUUUCACCUCGAUGAUGGAGUCGCGUUCAGAGAUCACCUACCUGGAGGGCGUACAGGCCCAGACGACGACUGCUGACGAUGAGUCGGCUGCCGGCACGGUCAAGGCGGCGGACAUUUCGACCUAGGCUUCCAUGUAAAAUCUAAAGCGUUCGUCCAUUGUUACGUUGUUGUGAGUCCAUUCAGCCCUAGAUAAACACGGUAAUCGAAAGUAAAUGUCGUUCUAGUUAUCGAGACAGCGUCUACGGCUUCAGGGGAUAUGAGCAAGAUAAAACAAUUUUAUUGUGAGUCUAAGGCGAAAAGCCCAGAGUUUAGUGGGGAAUAUACCACGGAUGACAUUCAUCAUGUCAAGUUAAAUAGCAGACGCGCGAUUCCGUAUCCGAGAGCUUCCCCAUGGCUCUCCUGAUCGAAGCUA
Molecule: messenger RNA, 1726 nt
Organism: Phytophthora nicotianae INRA-310
Lineage: Eukaryota; Oomycota; Peronosporomycetes; Peronosporales; Peronosporaceae
Exons: 2
Coding region: 1035-1439 (134 amino acids)
Source: RefSeq, a predicted model, not a curated record